Polistes canadensis is the source of this 4601-nucleotide messenger RNA. It is a transcript of the gene syd, whose product is annotated as JNK-interacting protein 3. The record is from RefSeq and is a predicted model, not a curated record. Bases 506 to 4294 code for a protein of 1262 amino acids. Gene Ontology annotation, molecular function: kinesin binding; MAP kinase scaffold activity; JUN kinase binding. Gene Ontology annotation, cellular component: cytoplasm. Lineage: Eukaryota; Metazoa; Arthropoda; Insecta; Hymenoptera; Vespidae. Gene Ontology annotation, biological process: vesicle-mediated transport. The transcript has 19 exons.
GGAAUAGUAGUAUAUAGUAAAAUUCGGUUGUGCAGAAAAGAAGAAAAAAAUGGCGAACAUUCGUGAGUGAGGAAUGAACCCGAUAGUGAAGGAAUUGACGACGAGAUAAAGAACUUGCUAAGUAUUGUAUGUGACAAGAUUUGAAAAAAGGAUUUUUCUUUGUUAUUAUUGUCGUUAAACAUAUAGCAUUGAAGAAAUUAUUCGCGUUUUUAGAAGAAGUGAAACUUUUUAAACGCAAAUAAGAACUAUUUGCUAGCACGUUGAUUGCGAAACGUCAUAAAACAAUUCACACGAAUUGAACGAGUUCGUGGUGCAAGAAGCAUAACUUUUUCAUUCAUAGAGGUUAUCUCUUAAAUGCUGUAUGUCAAAUAAAUGCUAACGCAAUGGAUAAUGUAUCGAAGGAUUCAUCGACUUCACAUUAUAUCUCGUGGUGAUUUGAUUUAAUUUUAUUUUAAAGGGACAUUUUAUUCAUCGAAAGCGUCAGAUAUAUGCUAACAAACCAAAAAUGGAUCAAGAAACGGUUUAUGGUACACACGAAGACAGUCAUGUUGUCAUGUCAGAAAAAGUACAGUCUCUGGCAGGCAGUAUUUACCAAGAAUUUGAAAGAAUGAUUGCGAGAUAUGACGAAGAUGUUGUAAAAGACCUAAUGCCUUUGCUAGUCAAUGUUUUAGAAUGUUUAGAUGUAUCUUAUACAGAAAAUCAAGAGCGUGAAGUUGAAUUAGAAUUAUUAAGAGAAGAUAAUGAACAGCUAGUUACGCAAUAUGAGAGAGAAAAACAACUGAGGAAAACAUCUGACCAGAAAUUACUCGAGCUGGAAGAUGUUGCAGAAGACGAAAGAAAAGAAUUAUUAUGCAAAAUCGACAGUUUAGAAUCAAUUGUAAGGAUGCUGGAGCUGAAAACCAAGAAUUCGCAAGACCACGUGGUACGUCUUGAAGAAAAGGAAGCAGAACUAAAACGUGAAUACGCGCGCCUACAUGACAGAUAUACAGAAUUAUUUAAGACACAUGUGGAUUACAUGGAAAGAACAAAAAUGUUGGUUGGUAGUACAGAGAGAUUAGAAAAUGCUACCAGUGGUCGGGGUCCGUCGAGAUUACCUUCUCUUGGUUUAGCGCAUAUGUCAAGAAGCUCUGGUCCUUUAAGUUAUGGAUUUCAAAGUUUAGAAGCGAGCAUAAAUGCAGAAGAACCUCAAGAUGAAAGUCCACCAAAUGCUGCUAAUUUAAGACUUGAAAUGUUGGAUAGUAGUAGCGAAGCUGCAAUAGAAACUUCUGAUAAAAGUCAAUUAACCGAUCAGCCUGUACAAGAAAAUAAGACUACUGCAAUUUCCAGACGCGAAAGUCCUGAGACUGAAUUACCUCCGCCAUUAAUAACACCAACUACACCGAGUGGACUAGAGAAAUUAGCUACAACACCAAGUGGUGGUAGAAGUAAAACUGAAAGAGAACAGAGAAGUGGCAAUACGUUGUAUCAGGAACUUAGUUUCCAAGAUGCAGAUGCAUUAGGUGAAAUGGAUGAAGGUGCAGAUAUUACAGGUAGUUGGGUUCAUCCUGGUGAAUAUGCAUCAUCGGUCAAUGACAACUUUUAUGGUAUGGGAAAAGAAGUGGAAAACCUUAUUAUGGAAAACAACGAGCUAUUAGCUACUAAAAAUGCUCUUAAUGUAGUUAAGGAUGACUUAAUAGUUAAAGUGGAUGAACUGACUAGCGAACAAGAAAUAUUACGCGAGGAAGUUCGUAGUUUACAGCAAACUAAGGAUCGUUUGCGUCAUCGUAUUGCUGCUCUUGAAGAAGAAUUAAAGAAAGUAAAAGAAGAUGCUGAGGCUGUUGCGAAAGCUGCAAAGAGCGAUGACGAAGAGGACGUGCCUUUAGCUCAAAGAAAAAGGUUUACAAGAGUGGAAAUGGCUAGAGUUCUCAUGGAAAGAAAUCAAUAUAAGGAAAGAUUUAUGGAACUUCAAGAAGCUGUAAGGUGGACUGAAAUUAUUAGAGCAAAUAAAAUUGAUCCUUCCAAUACAUCAGGAGGAAAGGGUUCACAAUUUUGGAAGUUUUUUAGUAGUCUCUUCACGACAACUGAUCGUGGGAAUUUAGUACGCGGAGCACAUACAUUACCUCAUUUUCGCUACAGUGCACCAACAAAUCAAGUUGUUCCAGCCGUGAGCACCAUGCAUAAACAUACGAAAAAUCGCCAUGACUUUCUCGACCAAGGAGACACCAUAGAUUCCUGGUUUUUCUGGCUUUCAUUGGGGUGCUUAUUGGUCAGCAGAUCAUCCGAAAAGCUUGUUGCCCGGCGAGCAAAUGAACGAAGAGAACAAUAUCGUCAAGUCAGAGCACACGUUAGAAAAGAAGAUGGUCGAUUACAAGCUUAUGGAUGGAGUUUACCUGGAAAGCCAAUAGCACCAGUAAGACAACCUGUACCGGUACCAGUAUAUUGUAGGCCUCUUCAAGAAACAGAACCAGGAAUGAAAAUUUGGUGUGGAGCUGGUGUCAAUUUAACUGGAGGUAAAACACCAGAUGGCGGCUGUAUGAUUGGGGGAAGUGUAUUUUAUGCAGCCGAAGCUUCAGAAACAAAUACAAUUAAAACAGAAGCUGAAGAUGCAGUUGAACAUUUAGACAAUGAACUUCAAGAGAAUGAAAAACGUAUAUUAGAAGCAGAACAAUUGGAACAAAAACUCAGUUCCUUAGUCUGGAUUUGCACAUCAACCCAAAAAAUGUCCAAAGUUACAGUUAUAGAUGCUAAUAAUCCAGCAGAUAUCUUAGAGGUUUUCAGUGUUUGUCAAGGACAUUUACUUUCUAUUGCUAGUGUACCAGGUGCCAUGGAAAGUGAUUAUCCUAAAAAUUCGAAGGAAAAUUUAACAUAUAAACUUAAUAAUAAAAAUGGCAAUAUUAGCAUGGAUAAUAAUCACGAUGAAGCGGUUAUAGUUGAACAUAUUGAUGAAAAUGAGCAGAAAAAACAGCAAGAAGCGUCUACCUCAGCUGAAAACAAUAAACCGGAGAUUGGCAGUUCUGUAGACGAACAAAAUGGUGAAACUUUGGAAAAAAAUAAAGAUACUGAUCAGAGUUCAAGCGCUGGACCUCAAAGCUUGGAAAGUGUAGAUAGUGAAACAGCAAAUUUAGGAAAGGUUUAUUUUAUUAAAUGCAAUUCAGAAAUAGUUAACGAUGAAUUAAAUUGCAAGGAGGGUAAAAAUGAAGAAGAAGAAAAAGAAGAAGAAGAAGAAGAUAGGGAAAUAGAGGAAAGUACACCUAUCGAAAAAAUGUCAUCUAUACAAUCAACUAUGUGGCUAGGAGCUCAAAAUGGUGCUGUUUUUGUACAUUCGGCUGUUGCCAAAUGGUCUGUUUGCUUGCAUUCUGUAAAAUUGAAGGAUGCGGCUGUAGCUAUCGUACACGUUCAAGGUCGUGUCCUGGUUGCUUUGGCUGAUGGAACCGUGGCUUUGUUUCGAAGGAGUGCAGAUGGUCAAUGGAACUUUUCUCAGUACCAUGUUAUUACUUUAGGAAGUCCACAGCAUUCGAUUAGAUGUAUGUCUGCUGUUAGUGGAAAGACUGUAUGGUGUGGAUAUAGAAAUAAAAUCCAUGUGAUAGACCCUAUUAGAAUGACUGUUGAAUGCACCGUCGAUGCUCAUCCUAGAAGAGAGUCACAAGUAAGACAAUUGGCAUGGCUAGGUGAGGGCGUUUGGGUUAGCAUUCGAUUGGAUUCGACAUUAAGACUCUAUCAUGCGCAUACUUAUCAACAUCUACAAGAUGUUGAUAUAGAACCUUAUGUCAGUAAAAUGCUGGGCACAGGAAAACUCGGAUUUUCUUUUGUACGAAUCACAGCUUUAUUAAUUUCCUCAAAUAGGUUGUGGAUAGGUACUGGAAAUGGAGUGAUAAUCUCAGUACCACUGUCCGAGAGCGCAGGAGGUUCAAUGGCAGUAUCCAGAAUUCAAACGGGAGCUAAUAAAGGUGAUGCACCAGGAAUUGGUGUUAGAGUUUUUGCAUCGGAACGAGGAGUUUCAGUUGGAAGUUUUAUACCAUAUUGUAGUAUGGCCCAUGCUCAAUUAAGUUUUCAUGGACACAGGGAUGCUGUAAAAAUGUUUGUCGCUGUACCUGGUCACGGUGGUCAAAGUGCUGCAACCGAUGGUUCACAGCCUGCAAUGCUUGUCUUAUCUGGAGGCGAAGGUUACAUUGAUUUUAGAGUCGGUGAUGGAGAAGAAACAGAAGAGAGUAUUGAACGGUCUAAUGCUAUAAUAGCAGCCAAUACUGACGAACAUGGUGAACAAAGUCACCUUAUUGUUUGGCAAGUACAGUGUCCAGUGCCAAUGGCCAGUUAGCCUACGAAAUGGAAAGACAACUUCAUCAUGGUGCACGACUAGCUAUAUAUAUAUAUAUAUAUCUUUCAACAAUAGUUGGUCAAUAAACGCCCACAUGUUGUUGAAAAUAAUUGAUAAAUGAUACUUGUCGAUUCAAGUAAACAAUAUGCGGUUAUAGUAUAACUACAAACACAAAAUGGUUUCAUACAGCAGUAUAAGGAAAAGCGUUUUAAACAAUAAUAAGUAAAAUUUCGCGAUAAACAUUUAAGAUCUCUGCAGCAUGUAUUGCAUUUACUCUGCUUCUAUGUUGAGUAAUCUAGGAAAAAAA